Molecule: messenger RNA, 3132 nt
Organism: Penicillium malachiteum
Lineage: Eukaryota; Fungi; Ascomycota; Eurotiomycetes; Eurotiales; Aspergillaceae
Exons: 3
Coding region: 1-3132 (1043 amino acids)
Biological process (GO): carbohydrate metabolic process
Molecular function (GO): chitin binding
Source: RefSeq, a predicted model, not a curated record
AUGCCAUCGACAAUCUCAAACGCUGUUUGUGGUCCUCAAGUCAACGGAACUGCCAAUGCAACGCAUGGUACCGAUUUAAGAACCCUCAACGCUUGUCCCCUCAACGCAUGCUGCGAUAUCUGGGGCCAAUGUGGUAUCACCGCAGAAUUUUGUACCGUUUCCAACUCAACGACGGGUAAUCCAGGAAGAGCAGCGGCGAAUGAGAAUGGAUGUAUCUCUAACUGUAGCACGGAUAUUAUUGUCAGCGUUGACGCUCCAGCUGAAACCUAUUCGAUCGCCUACUUUGAAGCGUAUGACCAAACCCGACCGUGCCUGACCAUGUCAGUUGAUCAAAUCAACACCACAUUUUACUCCCACAUCCACUUUGCCUUUGCCACCAUCACUUUCGACUAUGCUAUCAAUAUUACCGAUGCAGUCACUGAAGCGAAUCGAGACACCUUGAUCACCAAUGUUGUCGAUUUCUUGGAGGAGUGGGACCUCGAUGGUGUGGAAUUUGAUUGGGAGUAUCCCGAUGAGCCAGAUAUUGCUGGAAUCCCAGCAGGAACUACUGCAGACAGCACCAACUACUAUAUCACAUUGGACCUGCUGAAGGCCUCCAUGCCGUCAGGCAAGACGUUGUCUCUCACUGCACCAGCUUCCUUCUGGUAUCUCGAGAGAUUCCCUAUUGAGGCAAUCAGUACUGCCGUUGAUUACAUCGUUUACAUGACAUAUGACUUGCAUGGCCAAUGGGACUAUGGCAAUGCUUACUCGGACGACGGAUGCUCGGGUAUCACCAAGGCAGGUGUUUCCUCAAGCAAGGUGGCUGUUGGAGUAGCUAGUUACGCUCGUUCUUUUGAGAUGACCGAGGCUGGCUGCUGGACCGACAUGUGCACCUGCACCGGACCUGAUUCAGGCGUUUGGCCAGGCCCUUGCACGGAGACCGCGGGAUACAUCUCUAAUUAUGAGCUCGAGUUGGUUAUGGUAGAGAACCCAUCUGCAGCACAGUACUGGGACAACAGUUCGUACACCAAUGUUUUGGUUUAUAACGAGACUCAAUGGGCUGGAUACAUGAACGACACUAACAAGGCGGUGCGAACCACCUUGUACGAAAGUCUGAACUUCUUGGGAAUAUCAGACUGGGCCGUUGAUUUGCAAUCGGAGGACGGCAACGAAGACAGUACCGGCUCUGGUGUCAUCUAUAUCAGCCCGGUCAUCUUCAAUGAGUCUGACCCGACAGUGGCUGGUUACCCGCCCUUCACGAUGGUAUGGCCUACCUACUCGAUUGAGCCGAUGGUUGUUGAUCUUCCUCCAUAUCCAUAUGUUUAUAGUGAGGGAGGUUACAUUUACACUUCCUGGCACUCCAUGCCUUCAAGAACAGUUGACAAAAUGAGCUUCUUCCAGUGGUCGGGACCACCAUCGGGCAUCCCAACCUCAACUUACACUCUUACCAGCAGCUUCAGGGCCUCACCGAUAACGAUUCUCGGCGAUGAAGGCAAUCUCCCCAUGGUGUUUUACACACCACCUAUCGAGACACCCUUUACGACCCCAUUUGCCGUCGUUGAUGGCAUGAGUCAUAUGGUGAUGAGCGGCACUGUCACAUUGAAUGACACAAACGGACUUUCCGUUUUAACGGGCAUUCCUUCUCCGGCUACUACGCCCCAGACAGUCACAAAGGUUAUUUACGUCGAGAACCCAUUCAGCACCGCCAACAAAACGACCGACAACACAGUAGUGGUUGUGGCCUUACCCACUGCGACCGGCUCCGACACAAAUGCAUUGCCACAGACGACAUCUACGUCAGGAACGAUCACAUAUACCUGGUCAGAGCAGCAGAUUGAUAGCUUGGCCACCAUCCCCACCACCACUACCAUCACGACAACGGAGGUCGAGGACCAAACGACAACUGCCAUGAUUGUGCCUGUCAAUACGGGUGGCUUCUAUUGGUCACCGGUGCCGAUCCUUGAUAUUCCGUUGCCUACAGUGCCUUUUCCUGAUUUGGCGCCGAUUCCCACUCUCCAUUGCUUCACCUUAUUCGAUAUAUUUACCAUUGAUUGUCCACCGAAUGGUGAUGAUGACAACCAUUCAACCAAGACCGUCAAGUACACCAGCGGAAAGGAAUCACCUACUUGCUCUCCCAGUACCUCCAAAUCCUGCGGUGUCCUCUGUACUUCUGACUGUGAUCCUUCCUCCACGUCUACUUCAUCGGCGACCUCUUCCACCACCUGCACUUCCGAAACAACGGACUACUGGGUCUCCUGCGAUUGUACCUCAUGCUCAACCACAAGCACGGCCACGGCCACGGGAUGUGAAGUGACAGCCACUACAACAACCACGGGUCUCUACUGUGCGAUGUCCACCUCCUUCACCAUUUGGUCCACCGAUGAUCAAGGCCAGAACGGCGCCCAAUCCUUUACCUCCAGCACGCAAACCAUUCCAGAGGAGGUUGUUGCACCCGGGACCACCUACGUGGCUGGCUCCAACGGGGCCAUCACACUCGGCAAUGGCGAUUUCAUUACCGUUCCUACCAGCGUCACAGGUACAACCACCGUUACCCUUGGAACAGUUGUUGCUACAGUCGAGCCUGCCGAAAUUACCAUCAUUGUGGUUGUUAUCGCCAAAGACGGGGCCAGUUCUUCAACCACAUCCAAAUCUACUACCGCUACGUCCACUAAGUCCACAACAACCAAGAAGACUACUACUACCACCACAACAGGAUCUGUCCCAACUGCUACUGAGUUUUGUGUGAAGUAUGUCAUUGAAAACGAAGACACAUCGUUGGACAAGUACGGUUCCAAGUACGAUGAAUUUGUGUUCGUUAUGUAUGGUAUCCAGUGGCCGGGAGCAGAUCAUGUCGAACCCGAUAUUGACGGCUUCCUGGCUAAUUGUGGUAUCACAGCGGAUAUUCAUGUUGCGGUUGAUACUACCCAAUGGGGUACAGUGGCAAUGUGGAAUAACGGCGAGAAUGACGUUGUCACCACAUGUGUCAAAGACAGUAUCGUGGCUUUGGGUGGCAGCACACCUUCCUGCACGUGGAUUCUUAAGACAUCAGAAGCUGAUGAUUUUACGGCUAAGGACUCAGCAGAACCAGAGAUGACUUGGAUUUACAACAACUAUGCAUCUGUGAUCUCAGCACCAUAUCCUUUGUCAACUUGA